UUGGCAGCACCAUGAAGUCAAGGGGCCUCUUUCUCCUCCUGGGGCUCUUCACCCUCUGGACAGCGCUACAGGGUGCACCAACACAAAGGAUCCCUGGCACAGCUUCUCCUCUCCAUGGUGAUGACCCAGGGAAGCACAUAUCAGAAGAAGACAAGCUGAAGGAAAAACUUGUGUUGGGGGCAACAAAACCGGUGCCUGGAGCAGAACCUGAGUCAACUGGAAAACCGGUGUCUGUUUUAAAACCUGGAUCUGAUGAAAAACCUGUGUCUGGUGGAGAAGAUGAUGAGGAUGACUUGGACGGGGUAGAUGGCGACCCUGACCUGGGCGAGGAUGACUUGGAUGGGGGAGAUGGCGACCCUGACCUGAGCGAGGAUGACUCGGACGGGGGAGAUGGCGACCCUGACCUGAGCGAGGAUGACUCGGACGGGGGAGAUGGCGACCCUGACCUGAGCGACGAUGACUUGGACGGGGGAGUUGGCGACGCUGACCUGAGAGAGGAUGACUCGGACGGGGGAGAUGGCGACCCUGACCUGAGCGAGGAUGAUUUGGAUGGGGGAGAUGGCGACCCUGACCUGAGAGAGGAUGACUCGGACGGGGGAGAUGGCGACCCUGACCUGAGCGAGGAUGACUUGGACGGGGGAGUUGGCGACCCUGACCUGAGCGAGGAUGACUUGGACGGGGGAGAUGGCGACCCUGACCUGAGGGAGGAUGAUUUGGACGGGGGAGUUGGCGACGCUGACCUGAGCGAGGAUGACUUGGACGGGGGAGAUGGUGACGCUGACCUGAGCGAGGAUGACUUGGACGGGGGAGUUGGCGACCCUGACCUGAGCGAGGAUGAUUUGGACAGGGGAGUGGGCGACCCUGACCUGAGCGAGGAUGACUUGGAUGGGGGAGAUGGCGACGCUGACCUGAGGGAGGAUGACUCGGACGGGGGAGAUGACGACCCUGACCUGAGCGAGGAUGACUUGGACGGGGGAGAUGGUGACGCUGACCUGAGCGAGGAUGAUUCGGACGGGGGAGAUGGCGACCCUGACCUGAGCGAGGAUGACUUGGACGGGGGAGAUGGUGACGCUGACCUGAGCGAGGAUGAUUUGGAUGGGGGAGAUGGUGACGCUGACCUGAGCGAGGAUGACUUGGACGGGGGAGAUGGCGACGCUGACCUGAGCGACGAUGACUCGGACGGGGGAGAUGGCGACCCUGACCUGAGCGAGGAUGAUUUGGACGGGGGAGUUGGCGACGCUGACCUGAGGGAGGAUGACUCGGACGGGGGAGAUGGCGACCCUGACCUGAGCGACGAUGACUUGGACGGGGGAGAUGGUGACGCUGACCUGAGCGAGGAUGAUUCGGACGGGGGAGAUGGUGACGCUGACCUGAACGAGGAUGACUCGGACGGGGGAGAUGGCGACCCUGACCUGAGCGACGAUGACUUGGACGGGGGAGUUGGCGACGCUGACCUGAGAGAGGAUGACUUGGACGGGGGAGAUGGCGACCCUGACCUGAGCGAGGAUGACUUGGACGGGGGAGAUGGUGACGCUGACCUGAACGAGGAUGACUCGGACGGGGGAAAUGGCGACCCUGACCUGAGCGACGAUGACUUGGACGGGGGAGUUGGCGACGCUGACCUGAGCGAGGAUGACUCGGACGGGGGAGAUGGCGACCCUGACCUGAGCGAGGAUGACUCGGACGGGGGAGAUGGCGAUCCUGACCUGAGCGAGGAUUCUUCUCUGAGGGAUGGGGGCUCUGAUGGGGCUGAAGACUGUGAUAAGUGAGGUGAUAAUUCUGACCUGUGGGAUGGUGGCUCUAAACAGCUGAUGGUUUGGAAAACUUUUUAUAUCAGAUCAGCCUCCAAAUACAUUCCUGGCAACAAGAGCCUCUCUUUCCUGUUUGACGUUUUCCAGCUGUCCCUUCUCUUUUACCAGUGAUUGCCUGGGAACAAGCUGCCUCCUUGAAUGACAAGGUUACUGCUCAGGGAUCACUCUCUCUGGGUGAAGGAAAUCAAUGUUCAGGGAUCUUCGCUCCCUGGCUUGAGUAGGGUGCAAGGGGACGUUGGGGUUCUCUCUCUAGGCUCUUACUCUAAGCUCGUCACCCUAGUGUCUGAGCACUUUGAUUCAGCUUUUAGGUCAUUUUUUCUUGAGAUAUAUUUUCUUUCUUAUUAAAUCUUUCCUGAUGGGUUAGCCAGCCCCUGGCACUGAUGUUCUCCACUCCUAGCAGUGUUCCAGAUUCAGGCCAGUUCUUCUCAGAUACCUGUCCCAUCGCAUGGUGCACCCAGAGCCAUUCCCUCCGGACACCUUCAGACUGGGCCUGGGGCCAGUGUCUUCCUCUGGCAGCCGGAAUUCCGAGCUGAAGGAAAACUCAUUUACUCAUAAAUUCCCCUUCUGAUGUGGCUCCCCCUGUCCCGAGGUCAGCCAGACCUUCUGGCUAAGAGCAAUCAUAGCCCUGGUUUGGGCAGCUUGGACGGGCCUCUGCCGCUCCAUUCUCCUAGGGACGGUGUAGACUUGAGGUAACGUGUUGGAAACCAUACGUAUGACUCCGUUACCCAGCUGUGCACAUAAAAACUGAGCUCCAUUCCUGGCAGGCUACUGAGAAAGGAUUGUGGAGCGAGCAAACGGGCUGUUUACACUUGGCGCCCGAAUCCAGGGUUAACAGUGUGUGACUAGGUCAUGUCUUUACGAAACAUGCAAAAAGAGAGCCAGGAUGGCCUAGUGGGUUGGGUCUGGGUAUAUUCCCUCUGUGCUCUGCUGUGUUUGUAACCUCAGCUCUGCCACGUGUAACUGUCUGGCUUGGGUGAGACAUUGUCUAUCUGUGUGUAGGUUUCCCCAGGGGUGAAUGGUGGGGGGGACCUACCUCCUGGGGACUCUGAGGACUCACCAGUGCAGCACUUAGUAAAUGUGUACAUGUAACUCUUGGAAUGUAGGGGCAGAAAUUGCGUGUAGGGUUGUAGGGGCUGAUUCUCCACAAGUCACCAGCCCAGUGCUGGGCCCAGUCGUAGGCUGCCUGAUUUCCAUGAACAGUGUUGAGGAUACACCUUCAAGCUGUGUAUUUGGCAACUGGGUGUUCAAAUGGCCACCCGUGCAGGCUAAUCUGCACGUUGCAUGGACAGACAUCGUAAUGGUGCCGGCAGAUUAGAGACACAAUUCUGCAGGUGCUCGGCCAGUGUCCUUGGGGAGUUAGGCCGUACGUGUGCUCUACACCAGGGAACACAAAGAGCCCGGCUUUGUAAAAACCCUUCUUGUUUUCACCGUUCUCUUCCUUGGAGUAAAAAGUCCCCUUCCCGUAACACUGUUGUUAACGGAGCUGUGUGUUUAUCUCUGCUGCUUUGCCCACCAUUCUGCGUGUAGCUGGGUGUCCGAGCCACCUUCCCGUCUGGUUGAUGCAGUGUGUGUUCUCUGCCAUGUGACGUGCGCUGGGAGGUAGCUUGGUCUCUUUCUUUUAGAAAUGAAAACCUCUCUUCAAUAAAUGUGGAUAUUAAAAAUAACCCCUGCCAGGAUAUUGCUGUGAAUGUCUGUCUGUGGUUUCAUAAGCCUGUGUCCCUGGCCUGUGCUCUCCCCUUGCCCUCCCAGACAGGAGCUUCUCU
Molecule: messenger RNA, 3574 nt
Organism: Chelonia mydas (Green sea turtle)
Lineage: Eukaryota; Metazoa; Chordata; Testudines; Cheloniidae
Exons: 2
Coding region: 12-1769 (585 amino acids)
Source: RefSeq, a predicted model, not a curated record